CGAGUUGCAUGGCUGCACGCACACAAUUUUGUUUAGUAUUUGUAUAGACACACAGUAUAUUAUUUAGCUACUGCACUCUGAGUGAUUGACUGCCUCCUAUUAACCACUGGAGUGGCAGAGAGAAGGUCGAUACUACACAUCGUUAUUGCUCACUGAUAUAAUGGCCCCUAAAGACAUCAUGACAAACUCCCAUGCCAAGUCAAUACUAAACACCAUGAAUUCUCUACGGAAAAGCCAGACAUUAUGUGAUGUGACAUUGCGUGUUAAUCUAAAGGACUUCCCUGCUCACCGCAUUGUGUUAGCUGCUUGUAGUGAUUAUUUUUGUGCCAUGUUCACCAAUGAGCUCUCUGAGAAGGGCAAGCCAUAUGUGGAUAUACAGGGACUAACAUCAUCCACCAUGGAGAUCCUUCUUGACUUUGUAUACACUGAGACUGUUCAUGUAACUGUGGAAAAUGUGCAGGAACUACUGCCUGCUGCCUGCUUGCUGCAGCUGAAAGGUUUGCUUGGUGUGUGCCAUUCAGGUGUCAAGCAGGCAUGCUGUGACUUUCUGGAAUCUCAGCUUGAUCCGUCUAACUGUUUGGGUAUACGGGACUUUGCAGAGACUCAUAAUUGUCUGGAUCUAAUGCAGGCUGCUGAGGUUUAUAGCCAGAAGCACUUUCCAGAGGUUGUACAACAUGAAGAGUUUAUGCUUUUGCAUCAGGAAGAGGUGGAGAAACUUAUUCACUGUGAUGAGAUACAGAUCAACUCAGAGGAACCUGUAUUUGAAGCGGUUAUAAACUGGGUAAAACACAACAAACUUGAGCGAGAAAAAUCUCUUCCUCAGCUUCUUCAGUAUGUUCGCAUGCCCCUUCUAACCCCACAAUACAUUACAGAUGUGAUUGAUGCAGAGACCCUGGUCCGAUGCAGUUUACCAUGCAGAGACUUAGUGGAUGAAGCAAAAAAAUUUCACCUACGUCCUGAGUUAAGAAGUCAGAUGCAAGGACCCAGAACCCGGGUGCGUCUAGGUGCCAAUGAAGUACUUCUUGUUAUUGGGGGGUUUGGCAGUCAACAGUCUCCUAUAGAUAUAGUGGAAAAGUAUGACCCAAAGACCCAGGAGUGGACUUUUCUUCCUAGCAUAACACGCAAACGUCGUUACGUGGCUAAUGUGUCCCUUGGAGAUCGUGUAUAUGUCAUUGGAGGAUAUGAUGGACGAUCCAGGCUAAGUUCUGUGGAGUGUUUGGAUUACACCUCAGAAGAGGAUGGUGUUUGGUAUUCUGUGGCACCUAUGAAUGUCAGACGUGGAUUAGCAGGUGCCACCACUCUUGGAGACAUGAUUUAUGUCUCUGGUGGUUUUGAUGGAAGUCGACGUCACACAAGCAUGGAGCGUUACGAUCCCAAUAUUGAUCAGUGGAGCAUGCUUGGUGAUAUGCAGACAGCACGUGAAGGGGCGGGACUUGUUGUUGCCAAUGGUGUGAUAUAUUGCUUAGGUGGUUACGAUGGGUUGAACAUUCUAAGCUCUGUGGAAAGAUAUGACCCUCACACUGGCCACUGGAGCCAUGUUACACCUAUGGCAACAAAAAGAUCAGGUGCUGGCGUGUCACUUUUGAAUGAUCACAUUUAUGUAGUGGGGGGCUUUGAUGGCACGGCACACCUUGCUUCUGUUGAAGCCUACAACAUUCGGACAGAUUCCUGGACCACAAUGACCAGCAUGACCACACCCCGCUGCUAUGUGGGAGCCACUGUUCUAAGAGGCAGGCUGUAUGCUAUAGCUGGUUAUGAUGGGAACUCUCUUCUGAAUAGUGUUGAAUGUUACGAUCCUCUGAUUGACAGCUGGGCUGUAGUAACAUCUAUGGCUACUCAAAGAUGUGAUGCUGGUGUUUGUGUUCUCCGGGAGAAGUAAUCACAGGUGUUUAUUUCAGACAUAAGCUGCUUGUUUUUGCAUGUCACACAGGAUGUAAAAGAAGAAUAGUCCAAAAAUUAACUGAAUAUCAUCCAUCUUUAUGGUUUGCAGAAGUGGGUAGAAUAAGUACAAAAUUAAUGCCAUAAUAGGGAAGGUUUCCUAAAUCUGUGAAAGACAUCUGUCACCAGCAAUACUGUGAAACCAUUAAGUUUUGAGUUUUGAAUUGAAAAUCCUCUCUGAGUUACUUAUGAGUAUCAGUUUUUUUGUUUUUAUGUAAAUAUCUGUGGUUUUGUGGUACAAAUAAUUUCUUCACCAACAACAUUCAGGUAAAUUAUUAGUGUUAGAUUAGAGUGCCAAAUUAGAAGACAAUGCCACUAACCUUAUUGAGCCAUAUUGCUAAUUUCUAUUGCAAUUAUUUCAUCUGUGCCUUAAAUUUGACAGCACAUUUUCUUGUAUUAUUUGUAUAUUAUUUCUCUGUCCAAAAAUACAUUCCAAAAAAUAACUGAUUGAAUUAUGAGACAUUGUCCACAAUCUUAAAUGCCUAUAUUAAUUAUAGAUCACAUAUGACUGUAUCCUGCUUUGAAACCUGUGGUUGAUUUGUCUUUCUCAAUACAGGAUUUACAAUAGAUGCA
Molecule: messenger RNA, 2511 nt
Organism: Xenopus laevis (African clawed frog)
Lineage: Eukaryota; Metazoa; Chordata; Amphibia; Anura; Pipidae
Gene: klhl12.S
Product: kelch like family member 12 S homeolog
Exons: 12
Coding region: 161-1879 (572 amino acids)
Biological process (GO): Wnt signaling pathway; tissue development; anatomical structure morphogenesis
Cellular component (GO): COPII-coated ER to Golgi transport vesicle
Source: RefSeq, a predicted model, not a curated record